Taeniopygia guttata (zebra finch) is the source of this 1331-nucleotide messenger RNA. RefSeq names its product GDP-D-glucose phosphorylase 1 (gene GDPGP1). Gene Ontology annotation, biological process: glucose metabolic process. Gene Ontology annotation, cellular component: cytoplasm. Gene Ontology annotation, molecular function: GDP-D-glucose phosphorylase activity. NCBI's taxonomy places the organism in Eukaryota, Metazoa, Chordata, Aves, Passeriformes, Estrildidae. The record is from RefSeq and is a predicted model, not a curated record.
CCCGCCCGCCCGGGCACACGGCCGGCUCCCGGCGCCGGCAGCGCGGAGAUGGCGGCUAUGGCGGCAGCGGAGCCGAACCCCGAGGAGUUCGUGUACGGCGAGGAGGACUUCGUGCUGCAGGCGGCCGGCUGGGACGACCCGGACUCCGCGCCCUCCCGGUUCGACCGGGUGCUGCUGGCGGGCUGGAGCGACCGUAUGGAGCGGGGACUGUUCCGGUACCGGCUGGGACCGCUGCCCACCCGCGUCCUGCCCGGCGCCGUGCGCCUCGUGGCGCAGCUGAACGAGAAGCGCAGCGCGGAGCGCCGCCCGCCGCAGCCCGUCCGCAGCCUCCGGGAUCCCUUCGACCCCGGCGCCUUCAACUUCACCCGGCUGCGCCCCGCCGAGCUGCUGUUCCGCCUGCGCCGCAGCGGGGGCCCGGGGCCGCCCCCCGAGCCGCUGCUGGUGGCCAUCAACGCCAGCCCGCUGGAGCGGGGGCACGUCCUGCUGCUGCCGGAGCCGGCGCGGCGGCUGCCGCAGGCGCUGACGGCCCCGGCGCUGCGCGGGGCGCUGGAGGCGGCGCUGCUCAGCGCCCACCCCGGCUUCCGCGUGGGCUUCAACGGGCUGGGCGGCGGCGCCUCGGUCAACCACCUGCAUCUGCACGGGCUCUACCUGGCCCGCCCGCUGCCGCUGGAGGAGGCGCCGGCCGAGCCGCUGGGGCCGCGCCUGGGGCUGCUCCGCGCCGGACCGGCCCCCGCCUUCCUCUUCUUCGCCCCCGGCCCCGCGGCGCUGGAGCCGGUGUCGCGGGCCGUGUGCCGGGCGGCGGAGCACCUGGGCCGUGCCGGGCUGGCCUGCAACGUGCUGGCCACGCGGGGCGACCCGCCGGCGGGGCCCGGGGCCGGCGGCGGCCGCGGGCUGCGGGUGCUGCUGUGGGCGCGCCGGCCCCUCUUCGGCCCCAAGGCGGGCGAGCCCUUCGCCGUGGCGCUGUGCGAGCUGGCGGGGCUGCUGCCGCUGCCCGCCGAACCGCUCUACCGGGACAUCACCGAGGUGCAGGCCCUGAGCGCCAUCCGCCAGCACCUGCUGCCCGAGCCCGAGCUGCUGCACCUGGGCGGGGAGCUGGCGCGGCUGCUGGAGCGCUGAACCGGUGGCACGGGCAGCGGCCGGGACACUGAACCGGUGGCACGGACAGCGGCGGGGAUACUGAACCGGUCGCACGGACACCGGCCGGGACACUGAACCGGCGGCACGGACACCGGCCGGGGCGCUGAUGACACGGACACCGGCCGGGGCGCUGAGCCGGUGGCACGGACAGGGCCGGGCCGCUGCAGAGCUGGCCCGGGACCGGCAGGGGGCGC